AUGGGAGAACAAUUUGUCCGUCCGCUACAGGCUAUGUCCGCAUCGCUCACUCACGAUCCCUUGCGGUCACCUAUCCAAACUCAAAUUACAAGUCUGACGGUAGUCAACCAUCAGCAUCCCGGAGCCAACGGAUCGACAACAAGCGUGACCCCCAACCUACUUCCUGCCUCACCUUUCCAAACUCCAAUCCCGGGUCUGACGGAACCCUCGUACGACGACCUAUUCCCCGCCUCACAUCGUACCAAAAAGGAUGAAGUCGGACCAUUCGAGAUUUCCACAAGUUUCUUCAAGAAAGAGUUUGAUAUUGAAAGGCUGCACAAGAUCCACAAAUGGCUAUCCCUUGUCGGUCGACCCAUGCCUCCAAGGCCUCUACACUAUCAAAAAGCCGUCAAGCGCGAUAUUAUUGUCCAUGAGCAGUUUGACUUGCAUCUUGUUUGGGACGACAAACGAAUGUUUCUCAAGCCGAUCCCUGGAUAUCUCUUCUAUCCAACAUUUUGGGACGAAAAUCUUAGCUGCCAGGAACAAUGCGCAGCUGCUCAAGGUAGCACGCAGGGUGCAAGCGGCACUGAGACGGGAGAAGAAGUCCCUCUUUGUGACCGAUGCGAGAUAUAUAAAUGCGCACUUGGCUUUAUGAUAUCCUAUGCUUCCUUAAUAACAUACGAGAGUGAUCUUCACAUCGCUAAGGACGCACAUCUCGUACCAAACGCUCUGGAUUGGCCAGCUUGGAGAAGGCUUGUCAAAAAGCUGCUCACUCCAGCAAACAAGCGCAACAUCAACAAGCGCUAUACCUACGGCGAACUGAAACUGACCCGUUUGAACUGGAUAUACCGGUGUACUUUGAAGUCCCCAUACGGCUAUAAUACAUACAAUAAUUUCUGGCACGACAACUAUGCCCGCAUCGUCUCUUUGUUUGCAUUUAUCGCCCUCGUCCUGACCGCAAUGCAGGUCGGACUUGCGACAACUCGUCUUCAACACAAUGACGCCUUCCAACGAGCCUCCUAUGGAUUCACAGUCUUUUCAAUUGUCUUUCCGUACGCCUGUAUCUGUCUCGCCGUCGGAACCGUCUUUAUACUCGUCGUCUACCAUACGAUUGCAACGUUGGUGUAUCAUAUGACGAAAGGGCUUACGAAGAAGCCUACGAUGAAACCUACGAAGAAACCUGCAGCAACUCAGAGCUCUCUUGCUGCCAGUCCAGUGUAA
Letharia lupina is the source of this 1200-nucleotide messenger RNA. RefSeq lists its product as uncharacterized. NCBI's taxonomy places the organism in Eukaryota, Fungi, Ascomycota, Lecanoromycetes, Lecanorales, Parmeliaceae. The coding region runs from base 1 to 1200 and encodes 399 amino acids. The record is from RefSeq and is a predicted model, not a curated record. The transcript is spliced from 2 exons.